GCCCCCUCCCUCCUCCCGACUUCCCGCGCUGUUCGGCCUCGCGAUAGCCUCGCCUCCCGUGCUAAUCAAAGCCCCGCUCCAAGAAGCGGAUGCUGCCCUCGGUCAUCAUGCGAGGCUUCCACCGGAUCCCCUCCGCCGAGUCCCCGAGGAAGACGCUCCUCCGCCGGACACACCCGGACUACAACUCCCGAGGCGUCUCGCCAACCACCGCAUAAACUCACGGUCAGCGGCCAUUUUUUUUUUUUUUUUUUUUCUUCCCCCCUUGUGGCUACAGCAGGUGUGAGUCGAUGGACGACAACUCGGAGCUCCGUCGAAUUAUCGAGAGCGCGUACUUCGGCUCGUCGCGGCGGCAAAGCGCCUCCAUGACGGUCCAAAGUAACAGUGGAAGUGGUGGUGGAAGUUUGGAGGCGACGCCAUCUUGGUCGCAGCUCUCCUCCUCCCCGACCAUUUCUCAACAACAUAUAACGGCCGCCGCCAAGAGCAAGGAAGGCCCCAUGGACGAGCUGCACAGCCUGGACCCCCGGAGACAGGAGCUGCUGGAGGCCAGGUUUACCGGAGCUGUCAGUGGCAACACGGGAGGCAGUGCUGGGAGCAUGAGUGGAGGCGCCAAGGGUCUGGCCAACGAGUCCUCCAACCACAGCUAUGGAAGUCUUGGCUCGUCCAGCGACAAGGAGUCCGAGACCCCAGAGAAGAAGCACUCCGAAUCAUCCAGAGGGAGGAAAAGGAAAGCUGACACAUAUUCAGAGAGCAGUCAAGGGAAGACCUCCACCCGUGGGCCUAAGAUCAGCGACUACUUCGACUUUCAGGGGGGAAAUGGCUCCAGUCCAGUCAGAGGCCUGCCGUCAGCUCGCCGCUCCCCACAGAGCUCCCACUCUGCACCAGGCUCAAUUAUCCGACAAAACAGCUCCUCCCCCACCAGCUUGUGUUUUGGGGAACACAAUCCCAAAUCCAGUAAAUGUGUCCAGACGGAGUUAACAGCACUGAAACUUGCUGCUCUUGAGAGCAACAAGAAUCUGGACCUGGAAAAGAAGGAGGGACGAAUAGAUGACCUUCUCAGGGCUAACUGUGACCUGCGGAGACAGAUCGAUGAACAGCAAAAACUCCUGGAGAAGUACAAGGAGAGACUCAACAAGUGCAUUACUAUGAGCAAGAAGCUUCUCAUAGAGAAGAGCACCCAGGAGAAGCAGUCAUGUCGUGAGAAGAGCAUGCAGGACCGUCUCCGUCUCGGCCACUUCACCACCGUGAGACACGGAGCCUCCUACACGGAGCAGUGGACCGACGGAUAUGCAUUCCAGAACCUGAUCAAGCAACAAGAAGGCAUUAACCAACAGAGAGAGGAGAUUGAGCGUCAGAGGAAGCUGCUAGCCAAGAGGAAGCCUCCGAACCCCGCCUCGCCCUCCCUGUCUUUGGCCGCCUCCUCCGAACCCAAGCAGAGAAAGACCAAAGUGGUCAACGGCAAUGAUUCCGACCCCUUCCUGAAGCCCUCGCUGCCCCAGCUACUGACCCUAGCUGAAUACCACGAGCAGGAGGAGAUCUUCAAGCUCCGCCUUGGACAUCUGAAGAAGGAGGAGGCUGAGAUCCAAGCAGAGCUGGAGCGAUUAGAGCGUGUGAGGAAUCUUCACAUCCGAGAGCUGAAGAGGAUAAACAAUGAGGACAGCUCAGCGUUUAAAGACCAUCCCACUCUGAACGAACGCUACCUUUUACUGCACUUGUUGGGCAGGGGCGGCUUCAGCGAAGUUUACAAGGCCUUUGACCUGUUUGAGCAGCGCUAUGCAGCUGUUAAAAUCCACCAGCUCAACAAGAACUGGAGGGAGGAGAAAAAAGAGAACUACCACAAGCAUGCGUGCAGAGAGUACCGCAUACACAAGCAGCUGGACCAUCCCAGAAUAGUCAAACUGUAUGACUAUUUCUCCCUGGAUACUGACACGUUCUAUACCGUGCUGGAGUUCUGCGAAGGCAACGACCUGGAUUUCUACCUGAAGCAAAACAAGCUGAUGUCAGAGAAGGAGGCGCGCUCCAUCGUCAUGCAGAUCGUCAGCGCCCUGCGGUACCUCAACGAGAUCAAACCUCCCAUCAUCCACUACGACCUCAAGCCCGGUAAUAUAUUAUUAGUGGACGGAACUGCGUGCGGGGAAAUCAAAAUCACAGACUUUGGACUGUCAAAGAUCAUGGAUGAUGAUAACUACGGCGUGGACGGGAUGGACCUGACGUCCCAGGGAGCCGGGACGUACUGGUACCUCCCUCCGGAGUGCUUCGUCGUGGGAAAGGAGCCACCGAAGAUUUCCAACAAGGUGGAUGUCUGGUCCGUGGGCGUGAUCUUCUUCCAGUGCCUCUACGGGCGCAAGCCGUUUGGUCACAACCAGUCCCAGCAAGACAUUCUGCAGGAAAACACCAUUCUCAAAGCCACUGAGGUCCAGUUCCCUGCUAAACCCCAGGCCAGCACAGAGGCCAAGGCGUUUAUCCGCCGCUGCCUGGCCUACCGCAAGGAGGACCGCUUCGACGUGCACCAGCUGUGCUCGGACUCCUACCUCCUGCCGCACAUAAGGCGCACCAACUCGUCCAGCGCCCUGCAGCCGGCCGCCUCAUCGCUCGCCUCCUCGCUCACAACCUUCUGAUUGCCUGCCGAGGUACGCCCGACCCGACCCGACCCGUGCGCCCAAAUGCAGGGAAAUGUGGAUUUGACGCGCUUCCAGAAAGGAUGAGUCAGCAGAUCCUGCCUGAACUGUGAACGCUGCAAUAAGAGCAAGAUGGACUAACUUCCACUACAUAAGGUAAGUGUGGGAGAGACCAGGACUCCCAGGACGAUGACUUGGAGACGCGGAAGAUUAAAAGGAUUCGUGCAUCUCAUUGUCAAAAAAAACAAAACAAAAAAAAUUCCAGAUAAAAAAAAAAAAAAAAUCUGGAGUUGAUUUGCACUUCCCACUUCGAUUGUGACUUUUUUGUCGUGAAGCCAGAAAAGUUCCUCGGUCCGCAUUUUUUAUUUGUGUCGCCAUGUGCGUGUACGUGUCCAACACUUCCUCGCUUCUUACUCCCGGAACCUUUUUGCUGCUGCACGUGUCGCCCUAACGUUUGUCCCCCGCCCCCCCCACGCAUUAUAGUUUGAUGGAGGGAUGGCUUGUAAAGAUAAACAUAAAGUACACCUUUACACUGCACACCCCAUCUUGAUUUAUACGCCCGGAUUUUUCCUGCCAGUCUAAACCCUCCAAAGAGUCUCAAAUCUGGUAUUGUGGCAUCAGGAAGUAGUCCUGAAUCUGAUCCUUUCAAAUGUGACCUCAGACUAAACGCAAUGUGACCUAAAUGUGGAUUUUUUUCCUGCUAGCCUAAGGCAGAGGUGUCGAAGUCAAGGCCCGUGAAAGAAGGAUUUAUGGCCCCUGGGAUAAUACUGGAUUAGUAUUAGAAGCGGCCCGCAGGCCACAGCCACCGGCUGCUGUUUUGCACACACCAAUAGUGUUGGUGAUAGGAAUUUUCAAAAUGGGGCCCCAUCAAGUCAUUAAAAUGGGGUCCCCCAGUCAAUUUUUGGAGUCCCGCUUUUUUGUAACCAUUUAAAAAAAAAAGAUUAAUGUUAUAUCUCACAUUAUAUAUUACUCAGUGGCCGCCCUGAGAUCGGUAGGUCGUGAGUUCAAACCCCGGCCGAGUCAUACCAAAGACUAUAAAAAUGAGACCCAUUACCUCCCUGCUUGGCACUCAGCAUCAAGGGUUGGAUUUGGGGGUUAAAUCACCAAAAAUGAUUCCCGGGCGCGGCCACCGCUGCUGCUCACUGCUCCCCUCACCUCGCAGGUGUGCUUCAAGCUCAUGGAGAGAAUGCCAAGAGUGUGCACAGGGUGGCUAUUUAGAAGAAAGUAGAAUAUAAAACAUGUUUUUGGUUAUUUCACCUUUUGUUGUUAAGUACAUAACUCCACAUGUGUUCAUUCAUAGUUUUGAUGCCUUCAGUGACAAUCUACAGUGUAGUAAAUACCGUGUUUCCUUGAAUUGCCGCCGGGUAUAAAGUAUGCGCCUGGCUAGAAUUACUGCCGGGGUCAAACUCGUUUCGCUAAAAUAAUUAGCGCAUGCUUAGCAUUACCGCCAGCUCAGGAUAAACGCCGGGUCAAACUCCUUUCGCAAAAUAUUAUUUUUAUUAGCGCAGGGUCAAACUCGUCACGUCACGGGUGACAGGUCACCAAAAUGGAGGAGGCUGAUUUCAAUAAUUAGAAAUCGCAUAAAGGGAAGAAGAUUAAGAGCUAUUCAGUAGGAUUUAAGGUCCAAGCUAUUGAAUAUGCUAAAAAGAACAGUAAGCAGCUAUGUUUUAUUAAUAUGCCGUAGCUGCGUGUGUCAAAUAUGAGUCAUUAAAUGACUCCCGCCUCCUGGUGGUAGAGGGCGCUAGUGAUCCUUCUUGCGACUAGAAGUGACAACAAGCAGCAAGAGUGUGUUUAUUUUUUCCUCUCGCUUGCACUUUUAACAUGGAGGAUUACAUAUCUAAAAUAAAACCGUUUUCUAAACUGGACUUUCAAUCGAAGCAGGAGGUAAUAAAGCUAGAUCUCCAUUGGGAUGUUUAAAACUGAAGAAAGAUAAGGAAGACUUCUAUAAACAAGUUUUUGGUGUUUUUGUUCAGAAGGAGCUCCGCAUGGACUUCAUUUAUAAGUAAAGGGACGGCGUGGCGCAGUGGGAGAGUGGCCGUGCGCAACCCGAGGGUCCCUGGUUCAAAUCCCACCUGGAACCAACCUUGUCACGUCCGUUGUGUCCUUGAGCAAGACACUUCACCCUUGCUCCUGAUGGGUGCUGGUUAGCGCCUUGCAUGGCAGCUCCCUCCAUCAGUGUGUGAAUGUGUGUGUGAAUGGGUAAAUGUGGAAGUAGUAUCUAAGCGCUUUGAGUACCUUGAAGGUAGAAAAGCGCUAUACACUGACAACCCAGGCUUCACGGUGGCAGAGGGGUUAGUGCGUCUGCCUCACAAUACGAAGGUCCUGCAGUCCUGGGUUCAAAUCCAGGCUCGGGAUCUUUCUGUGUGGAGUUUGCAUGUUCUCCCCGUGAAUCAAUCAAUCAAUCAAUGUUUACUUAUAUAGCCCUAAAUCACUAGUGUCUCAAAGGGCUGAAUGCGUGGGUUCCCUCCGGGUACUCCGGCUUCCUCCCACUUCCAAAGACAUGCACCUGGGGAUAGGUUGAUUGGCAACACUAAAAAUUGGCCCUAGUGUGUGAAUGUUGUCUGUCUAUCUGUGUUGGCCCUGCAAUGGGGUGGCGACUUGUCCAGGGUGUACCCUGCCUUCCGCCCGAUUGUAGCUGAGAUAGGCGCCAGCGCCCCCCGCGACCCCGAAAGGGAAUAAGCGGUAGAAAAUGGAUGGAUGGAUGGAUGGAAGUACAACCCAUUUAUUAUUUAUUUAAAGGCAAGACCUUAAUAAAGUUUUUUUAAUUAAAUGUGCUUUUCAUGAUGGUGUCCUUACAUCACACUCAAAUUUUUAAGCGCAUGCCUUUGGUAAGUGCCGGAGUGAGAAGAGGUUUUAAAAUAAUUAGCGCCCCGGUGGCAAUUCAAGGAAAUACGGUAGUCAUGAAAAUAAAACGUGUCCAAACUUUUGUUCAUACAUUAUUUACUUUCACCUAAAAAAAAACUUAUUUUUAAGGUGUUGCAACUUAUUUUAUUUUGUAGUAGAAGCGACUUCCUCCUGGUGGACUUCCUUAUACUUUAUAGAAGUGUACAUGCAAGAGAGGUGGAUAAUCACAUUUUACUUGCAGUGUAAAUAAACAGUCUGCUGGGGAAAAAAAAGACAUAAUAAAAUAAAUCUGGUUUGGGCCUGCAGUGUAAACGUGGUCUAGUUGGAAGGAAAAGGUGUGUGUGCACAAGCCAAACUACUUCCACUCAAUCCCCUCCUUUUUGUCAUUUGAGCCUUGCGGGAGGUGGGAAGAAAGAGAACCUGGAUCCUUGUGUCAUGACAGUGAUGGUCGGGUGGUAAGCAACAUAGCGGGAGGGGGGUCAUGCCAUUCAAAUGCAAUAAAGAUUGCCUUCAAUGUCUA
Messenger RNA from Nerophis ophidion (straightnose pipefish), 5979 nucleotides. RefSeq names its product serine/threonine-protein kinase tousled-like 1-B. Gene Ontology annotation, biological process: chromosome segregation; peptidyl-serine phosphorylation; intracellular signal transduction. NCBI's taxonomy places the organism in Eukaryota, Metazoa, Chordata, Actinopteri, Syngnathiformes, Syngnathidae. The transcript is spliced from 21 exons. The record is from RefSeq and is a predicted model, not a curated record. Gene Ontology annotation, cellular component: nucleus. Bases 288 to 2615 code for a protein of 775 amino acids. Gene Ontology annotation, molecular function: ATP binding; protein serine/threonine kinase activity.